Molecule: messenger RNA, 276 nt
Organism: Cinara cedri
Lineage: Eukaryota; Metazoa; Arthropoda; Insecta; Hemiptera; Aphididae
Source: the annotation of a GenBank genome assembly
AUGCUCAAAAUACCAUGGACCGAGAGGGUAACGAAUAAGGAAGUAUUAAAUAAAAUAAAAAGAAAACGACAAAUAUGGAAAAGUAUUCAAUCAAGAAGAGACGAAAAGACAGAACACAUAUUAAGGCAUGCAAGUUUAUUAAAGGAAAUAAUUGAAGGAGAUGUUGAAGGACACAUUGCAAGAGGAAUACCAAGAGCAGAAUACAUGACACAGAUAAUGCAGGAUACGAAUAAGGGAAAUUACAAAGACCUGAAAGAACUGUGCUACGAUAAAUAA